Molecule: messenger RNA, 339 nt
Organism: Striga asiatica
Lineage: Eukaryota; Viridiplantae; Streptophyta; Magnoliopsida; Lamiales; Orobanchaceae
Source: the annotation of a GenBank genome assembly
AUGAAUUCCGUGGAAGCCUUGUUGGCGUGGGCCCAGCCUGGGGACCAGGCUCUUCCUAGUAAGGCGUUGCUCGACUUUUCGGACUCGUUUUCCAGACCCAAUGCCUCGAUUGUGGUACGAGAUACCUUCAGCUGGAAUGAGACGCCAAGGCAGGAGAUGGCCAACAGGUUCUCUUUCCAGGCUCAAGCUUCUUUCCCAAUAGGCAUUGAACGUCGUAAAAGCUUGCUCGUUAUCAUCAUAGAUCUCCCAUGGCUCGAACAAAAGGUCACCAUUAAAGCUCUGCACGCUAAAGCCGACCUCACACAGCUUUUGCUUAAUAUUGUGGUCCCGAACGAGUGA